GCUCUACACAAGCUUCGUAAAGAUGGACUCACAACGAGACAGCCAUGCCUAGACAGAUGCCCUGUUGCCAUCACACCACUCCCAGUCUCAGUCUCAAUCGCCCUCACCAUCGCCAUCAUCUUCAUCUUCCUCCCUCUCAACCCUCCUCCCAGAACGCAAGGCCUCCACCGCCUCCUCCUCAUCACCCUGCCUCUCCCCAAAGAACCUCCAGCACCAGCAGGCGCAUAACCCCAGCACGCCGACGCCAUGGGCCUACAUGGUCCACUACAUCCGGCAGCUCCUGGGGGUGGACUCGACGCGCCGGUCCAACGUCGGCGUGCACGCCCGCAUGAUCUCGGACGCCAUCAUCGGCCUGUCGGACGGGCUGACGGUGCCGUUCGCCCUGACUGCGGGCCUGUCGUCGGUCGACGGCAUCGCGGCCAGGACGAUUGUGUACGGCGGGCUGGCGGAGCUGAUUGCCGGAGCCAUCAGCAUGGGUCUGGGGGGUUACUUGGGGGCGCGGAGCGAGCUACAAUCCUACCACGAGACCCGCCGCCAGGAGAACCUGCGCAUCGCGACCGAGCCCGACGCCGUCGACGCCGACGUGCAGUCCAUCUUCUCCGGGUACGACCUGUCCCCAGGCACCCUGAGCCAGCUGACGCGCGAGCUGUCCUCGUCGGCCAAGUACGUCGACUUUGUCAUGGAGUUCCACCACGGCACCCCCGAGCCGUCGGCCGCGCGGGCCCUGCAGAGCGCCCUGAUGAUCGCGCUGGGGUACAUGCUCGGCGGGAUCGUGCCGCUGGUGCCGUACUUCUUUGUCGGUGGGAGUCAGGAGAGGGAUAUCGUCUGGGCGCUGUGGGUGUCGGUGUGUGUCAUGGCCGUGGCGCUGUUCGCGUUCGGGUACGUCAAGACGUGUGUCUUUACCGGCUGGGCCGGGCGGCGGUGCGUCAAGCAGGGCAUCCUCGGCGGCGCGCAGAUGGUCGUGAUCGGCGGUGCGGCUGCCGGCUCGGCCGUCGCGCUGGUCAAGAUCUUUGAGGGCUUUGGAGGCGGCGGCGGCGGCGGACGGUGAACAUCUUCCAGCGCCGUC
Molecule: messenger RNA, 1066 nt
Organism: Microdochium trichocladiopsis
Lineage: Eukaryota; Fungi; Ascomycota; Sordariomycetes; Xylariales; Microdochiaceae
Product: Ccc1 family
Exons: 3
Coding region: 257-1048 (263 amino acids)
Biological process (GO): intracellular manganese ion homeostasis
Cellular component (GO): fungal-type vacuole membrane
Molecular function (GO): manganese ion transmembrane transporter activity; iron ion transmembrane transporter activity
Source: RefSeq, a predicted model, not a curated record